Messenger RNA from Juglans regia (Persian walnut), 2587 nucleotides. RefSeq lists its product as uncharacterized. Gene Ontology annotation, molecular function: protein binding. NCBI's taxonomy places the organism in Eukaryota, Viridiplantae, Streptophyta, Magnoliopsida, Fagales, Juglandaceae. The transcript is spliced from 9 exons. The coding region runs from base 26 to 2473 and encodes 815 amino acids. The record is from RefSeq and is a predicted model, not a curated record.
CCCUCUAGCUAGGCUAGCUGAUAAUAUGGAAACAAACACUUUUCCACUCGAACUUCUUACAAAUGAUAAUUAUGCGGAUUGGAGCAUCAAGAUGAAAAAUAAUCUGUUGGCUGAAGGUCUUUGGGACAUUGUUGAAACAAGCUCGGAACCUCCCAAACCAGUUGAUGAUGUGGUUGAAUUUGAGGCAUGGAAAAAGAUGAAUGAUGUGGCAUUACACGCAAUCCAAAGUUCAUGUGAUAUGGACAUACUUUCUCAAAUCAAUAAAAUUAGUUUUGCAAAAAUUGCUUGGGAAACAUUGGCUGAAAUGUUCGUAGAAAUGCGGUGGGUUUUCUACAAUAUUGUUGAGCAAGGACACUCUUGCUCAUCAAAUAUCUCAAUUAGUGGACAGGACAUGCCAAGAGGGACCGGAGCUAAUCAGCAAGUUGAGAGUGAAAACUCUUCAGAUAACCAAGGUCGUUCUAACUCAUCAAACAUCUCAAGUAAUGGACAUGACAAGUUAAUACAGGCGGAAGCUGUUGAUCCCAUAAUUAAUGAAGGAAACUCUUCAAGUGCACACAAAUCAGGGCCAGAGAGGGAGAAUGAUUAUGCGGUCUUAGUCGAGGCUGUGCGAAAAGGUGAUUGGAUAACUACAAGAGGUUUCCUCGAGGACAACCCAGCUGCAUUGACAGCAAGAAUCUUCACGGGUACAUAUCCGGGUGGGACGAUUCUUCACGCUGCUGUUGAUGCUGAUCAGGAAUAUAUAGUGCAGGAGUUGGUCAAUAAGAUGUCAGAACAUAAUUUGGCAAUACAAGAUAAUGGCCGCCAGACAGCACUACAUAUUACAACUAUUAGCGGGAAUCAGAGGAUGGCAGAGUGUCUGAUUACAAAGAACAGGAGCUUGGUCAGCAUUAGAGAUAAGGAUAAUGAUCUUCCAGUUGCUUUGGCUAUGGCCUGGGGACAUAAAGAAUUGGCUCGCUAUCUCUAUUUUCCAACUCCGUUAGAAGAUCUGGUGGCAGAUUAUCAGGGUCCUUUCCUUCUUAACAGUUGUAUUUAUAACAGAGAUUUAGAUAUGGCUUUGGAUUUAAUGGAGCGUUGUCCUCUUUUGGCUUUUGCCUCGGACCAUCGAUCAAAUAUGUUCCCUUUGGAGGUAUUGGCUGUUUCGACUGAAGCAUUCGGGAGUGGAAAAGGGAUGGUGUUUUGGAAACAAUGGAUCUACAAUCACUGUAUACAUGACAUUUCAGAAGCAGAUUUAGAUCGUGCUGCCAAUCAAUUCCGUUUGAACAUUCAAAAUCAUGGUCAAGAAAAUACAACCGGAUCAGGUCUACACAUUUCAUUAGAUCGUGCUGCCGAUCAAUUCCGUUUGAACAUUCAAAAUCAUGGUGAAGAAAAAAAUAUCGGAUCCGUGCGAGCUGAUCUAUGGCGCCAACUAGCUUCAAGUCUCUUGAACCUCUUGGGAUUCAAGCGCUUAUAUGAAAUGAAGUUGGUACGAGCUCAAUUCCAACAACUUCUGUAUCGUAUGUGUAAAGCGAUACCAACUUUAAAUACAAUUACAAGCCCAAUAAAUCUAGAUUUUACAAGGAUUAUUGAGUCAGCUAUCAGAAGAGGGAACUUUGAAUUUGUUUAUCAUAUGGUCAAAGAAAAUUCAGACAUUUUCUGGAUGUGUGAUCAUGAUGAUAGGACCAUAUUCAAUUGGGCCGUCCUACAUCGUCAACAUAGGAUCUUUAGCCUUAUAUACAGCUUAAAACAAAAGAAUGUUGUACUAAAUUUGGUAGACAAGUCCAGAAAUACCAUAUUGCAUAUGGCAGGGAUGUUAACAGAAAAUACUCCUAUCGAUCACAUAAGAGGAGCAGCUUUGCAAAUGCAAAGAGAAGUUCAAUGGUUUCAGGAGGUGGAACGCAUUUGCCCUCUCACUCAUAAGGAAAUUUCAAACAAAUAUAAUUUGACUGCCAGACAAUUGUUUACGAAAGACCACAAAGAAAUGAGAAAAGAUGGAGAAAAAUGGAUGAAGGGCACGGCAACUUCUUGUACUGUGGUUGGCGCUCUCAUCAUUACCAUUAUGUUUGCGGCAGCAUUUACCAUUCCUGGUGGUAAUAAUCAAGAUACAGGCUUGCCAAUCCUCGUGCAUGACAAACUAUUUAAACUUUUUAUAGUAACUGAUUCCCUAUCGCUAUUUUCUUCAUCGACAUCAGUAUUGAUGUUUUUAGGAAUCCUCACAUCACGUUAUGCAGAAGAAGACUUUCUUAUAUCCUUGCCCAGAAAGAUGAUUAUAGGUCUUUUCGCUCUUUUCUUCUCUAUUGCAACUAUGAUGAUAGCCUUUUCUGCUGCUCUUUUACUUAUGUUACGUGGAGAAUAUUGGAUCGUCGCUCCUAUUAUUGGUUUGGCUGGUGUUCCCAUUAUUCUAUUUGUAUUCAUGCAAUUUCGCCUUCUUGUUGACAUGUUUCAUUCAACCUAUGGACCGGGCAUCUUUGAUAGAAAAAUGGAGCCUUGGCUUUAACUUUUUACCUUAUUUGUUGUAAUGUUGUAUUGAUAUCUGGAAGACUAAGUAGAAUUGAUGAUUAUUUUUCAUUGGAACAAAUAGCUGAACUUAUGUCACAUAUUUUGUCAUUCC